CUACGAAGGCAGUCUUGCUCUUGUAAACAGGUAGAGCAGAAGAGAAACAACUUCAAGAGCCGUAUGGCUUUCUAGCAGACUAACAAGUACAGUUAGGGGAAGAAGGAGACCUUUGAGAGAGAGAGAGAGAGGAUGCUAGGAAAGAGGUUGGCUUCUACCCUUCUGAAGAUUUCUCCGGCAACCCAAUCUGCGAGGCUUUUUUCCCAGUCUACGGAGGAAGGGAGGACCAAGAAUUUGGGUCGCAAGGUGGUCUCGGUUGUGUUGCUUAGUCUCACAGGUGGUGUUGCUUUGAGUGCUCUGGAUGAUCUUGCAAUUUAUCAUGGAUGUAGCAGUAAGGCCAUGGAAAAAGCAAGUCAGAACCAAGCAAUUAAGGAUGCUCUUGGUGAACCUAUUGUGAAGGGCCCAUGGUACAAUGCAUCACUGGCAGUUGCUCACAGGAGGCACUCUGUAUCUUGCACAUUUCCAGUGUCUGGACCACAAGGAACUGGUGUGUUUCAGUUGAGGGCUGUUCGUCAUGGAGAAAACACAUGGCUUUCAUUUUUCCGGCCUCUGGACUGGGAGAUCCUAAUUAUGGAAGCUCUUCUUCAUGUUCCUGGGAAUGAAGAGAAGAACCAGACAUUUCGGAUAAGUAUUUCAGAAGACACUCCACCGCCUGCAUUUAAUGAAUGCACCAGUUGUAAGCUUCAAGAAUCAGGACCACAGAAAAGGUGAAACAAACAUAGUUGGGUCAGAUAAAUUUCCUUUUUCUCCCCGCCCCCUCUUCUCCUUUUCAGUUUCCAAUUGAAUUUGUUGUCUCCUUAUGAGUUAGGGGGUAUUCUUCACAGGGAAGACAUGCCAUUGAAGCCACGAAAUGGAUUUGUCAUCAGAAUAAAUUCUGUAAAAUUUUGGGUUUUUUU
Molecule: messenger RNA, 896 nt
Organism: Telopea speciosissima
Lineage: Eukaryota; Viridiplantae; Streptophyta; Magnoliopsida; Proteales; Proteaceae
Exons: 4
Coding region: 133-711 (192 amino acids)
Source: RefSeq, a predicted model, not a curated record